CGCUCUCCGUUUUAUUGUUAUUUUGCAUUUAUCUUGCAUUUGAUCAAGGGUGGAUGAGUGACGCAGCAAUAAAACAGUCGAUUUUUCACCUUCUUUUCCGAAGCCAAUUUUAAAUUUUCCCACUUUUUCCCUGGCCUUUGCAUUUCAUAGUUACACCCUGCCGAAUUCUUCUUUCUAAUACCCCCUUUUGCUCUCUCCUUUAAUACUGUCGCUCGAUGACCACCUCCAACACAGUCGCAACGUUGCCAGAGGAGCUGUACAUACUGGUUUUCAAGCAGCUUCCUGGAUUCCGGGAUGUCUGCGAAUGCAGCAGGGUGUGUCGACAAUGGCGCGUGUUUGCGGACAGCGAUCCUGUCUGGGGCGCGCUUCUCCGCCAAAACCUUGUCAACACAAGCGACGACGAUCUCUGCAACCACAUUGACGACAGCCACGCGAGGCUUCCCAAACACAAGCGCAUAUUCGCCACCUGGUACCAGCGCUAUCGCGGAUUCACAGACAGCUACACGCGUAUGCGGCGGGCGGUCCAAAAGCUCGAAAUGUGGGCGCACGACCACAGCCCGCAGCUCCUGCGCAGCCUGUCCCCGGGGCUCGGCUGGAUGGGCAGCGAGUCCGUGCCUGUGAGAGAGCUCCUGCGUGUCGUCAGUGAUUCCCCAGCCAUGCGUGAUUUCCUCAUGGCCUACCAUAUGCAUGACGGCCAGCGGCGCCAGGAGCGAUUUCUGGAUUUUGGGCUGUUCGGGUCCUAUCUGUGCUAUGGUGAGUUCUGCUCGCUUUCUUGGCUGUCUUCGCGUAUGCUGCAGGUUGUCGCCAUGGGCCAGUUCAAGAUCCUGGUGUUCGCCUGGUGCAAUGCCACGAGGAACUAUCUGGGCAUUCUGGUCGACUGCCCUGCGAGCUGUACGCAGCAGAUCCUGCAUCAUGUUGUUCAGCUGCAGCCGCAGAGCUUCAGGUUUGUCGACAAGGGUCUGUUUGGCGACUUCUUCUCCGCAUACGUCGAUGCCCUGGCUGACGGCCACCAUGACAUUGACAACGGCGCCAUCUGCAUGAUGCCGAACUGCGGGCCCAACACCAGCACCAGCGUCUCCCACGGUAUCCGCACAACCGUCUCCGUAAUGUUCUGCUCCGACGAAACCUCGCGUUUCCGCGUCUACCGCUACCAAGUGACAUUUGAAAUCGUCGAUCCUGAGGAGCUUGGCUUUGAUUCUGUGCAGUUGAAGGACCGCCAUUGGCUUGUGCAUUAUAGCGACGAGCAGCUUGCGCAGAGUGGUGGACCUGGGGUUAUUGGCCAGUUGCCGGUUCUUUCAAGGGAGUCGCCGUAUUAUAGGUAUUGCUCGAGGAUGCAGGAUGAGGAAGGUGGGCCUGCGGUGGUGGCGUUUGAGGGCCAUUUCACUAUGGUUCCUGGGACUCUGGAGGAGCCGCUGGGCCAAGAUAUGAUCUUGUUUGUGCCGUAUGUAGAGGUCCCCAUGCCUUUGGAGGUACUCUAGUCACUUGAUAUUACCCCCAUACGUGUUACCUACUAUGAGAUCACCUUUACAUUCUUGGAAUAACUAAUUUCUUCCCACUGUUUUUUCUUGUGGUAAAACUAGAUAUAU
Kickxella alabastrina is the source of this 1586-nucleotide messenger RNA. RefSeq lists its product as uncharacterized. Gene Ontology annotation, molecular function: protein binding. NCBI's taxonomy places the organism in Eukaryota, Fungi, Kickxellomycota, Kickxellomycetes, Kickxellales, Kickxellaceae. The transcript is spliced from 2 exons. Bases 216 to 1478 code for a protein of 420 amino acids. The record is from RefSeq and is a predicted model, not a curated record.